Messenger RNA from Ylistrum balloti, 1359 nucleotides. RefSeq names its product carnosine synthase 1-like. The coding region runs from base 1 to 1359 and encodes 452 amino acids. The transcript is spliced from 2 exons. Gene Ontology annotation, molecular function: ATP hydrolysis activity; ATP binding; carnosine synthase activity. Lineage: Eukaryota; Metazoa; Mollusca; Bivalvia; Pectinida; Pectinidae. Gene Ontology annotation, biological process: carnosine biosynthetic process. The record is from RefSeq and is a predicted model, not a curated record.
AUGGCCGGACAGGAGUAUAUUGUAUACCCGAAUCAAGUGAGGGAAAAACUGGAUGGCAAGACGAUUCUUGUGAUCGGAUCUAGUAACAGUGGCGCACGAAAGGUGUGGGACAUUUUUACUCAGGUAAAACUCAAGGUCAUAAUGGUGGCACCUCAGGCUUCAAAUUUCGGGGCAGACAAAGUUGAUACAUGUAUCUAUUAUGACUAUUACACAGAAAAGUCAGACAUGGGGAAACAUGCAGAUAAUAUAAUCGAACUUCUUGGAGAUCGUGUUAGAGAUAUUGACGGGUGUUUUACCUUCACAGAACAGGAAACACCAAUAACUGCUAUCAUCUGCAGGAAGCUUCAACUCAGAGGGUUUCAUCCGGACGCAGCCCUAACAGUACGGAGCAAGUAUAAAACGUAUGAAGCCCUCAGAUCCAACAUAAAUAAAACAAAAUACAAGACGGAAGAGUAUUCACCCGUUUCUUACCGUAUUCAAAGUGAGGAGGACAUCAAAGAAGCAAAGAAGAUUAUCUACCCUGCCAUUUUGAAACCCGAACAAGACGCAGGUUCCUGGGGAGUCGUGAAGGUGAUAUCUGAGGAGGAUUGCGAACAACAAUACAAAAGAAUUCAAAGCAUUUUCAGCGUUUCUUCCUUUGGGGAAAGGUUUGGUAAAUCGAUGGUCUUGAUGGAACUUCUCGAAGGUCCUUCCUACAACGUUGACCUGGCCAUUUAUGAUGGUGAGCUUAUGGCCGCUUUCAUAACUGACAUAGGUCUUUAUCUUCCAAACGUGUUUAAUGAUACCACCACCUGUAUACCUUCUAAUCUAUCAGCGAAACUCAGGGAUCAACUGACUACAGCUGCACAUCAUUCCUGUUGUAAAGUCGGUUUACUUAACGGAGUUUUCAACACAGAAUUAAAAAUGACGAAAUCCGGUCUAAAACUCGUUGAAAUCAAUGGAAGAGUUGGCUGUUAUCGGAGAUGUAUUGUCUAUGAGACUGUACAUGGCGUUAACUUAUGGGAAGUCGCAGCCACAAUUGCCUGUGGAAUCAAGCCUCGUUUUCCAGAUGCACUCCCGAGAUGCUUUGCUGUUGGAGUGUAUCUAUUCAAUAAAUUCCAUGCUAAACAGUUUCUGAAAGAGGACGUCCAUCAAAAGCUUAGUUCUAUGGCUGAAGCUAAAGAUAUUCUGAUGGCAAUGCGAACUGAAACAGCAGAGGAAGAUUGUGAGAAGGAGUUUGCUGAACCGUUUUGCCAUUUAGUUGUACUCGACUACACAAGUAUACAGCGAGCGAGACAAGCACUGAUACAGCUCUACAAAGACCUCGGGUUCACAGAGAAAGAGUAUAACCUAGAACGAUUCACCAGUAUGUGGGUGUAA